AUGGAUCCCUUGAUCCGCAAGCUCCGGCGCCACCUUCUCCGAUGCCUUCACCGAUCUCGUUCCGGAUCCGUGUUUUUUGUGAGGAGAAUUUCGUACAAGGAAGUUAGAAAAGCAACUGAUAGUUUUCAAAGAGUAGUUUAUAGCAAUUCCGAAGUUUCUGCAUAUGCUGCGAAUUUAGGAGAGGGAUGCGGCGGUGUUUGUUUGGUGAAAGAAGUUAAAGAUUUUGAUAGGGGAAAUGAUGAGAGUUUUCAUAAACAAGUGCAGUUGUUGGGACGGUUGCAUCAUCGGCACCUUCUUUCACUCAAAGGCUUUUCUCUCGGACACGAUCGAAAGAGCAAGAGAUUGCUUAUAUUUGAUAAUAUAGAAAAUGGAAGCUUAAAGGAGCAUCUUAAUGAUCCCUUGAAGACUCCUUUAAAUUGGAGGACGAGGUUGCAGAUAGCUAAUGGCGUUGUGGCUGCACUCGAAUACUUGUUUCUUUUCAGUGAACCGCCGAUAAGUCAUGUCUCUAUUAGCUCUAGCAAUAUUAUGUUAGAUGAGAAUUUCACCCCUAAACUAUCUGAUUUUGGCCUUUUUACUGGUGGAAGUUCUGUCAUGAUGACACAAGAUUGCACGGGGCAGGAAAAUCGUAAGAUUAUAUUCCAACUUGGAGUGCUCAUCCUGGAACUUGUCACUGGUCAGUCUUCAGAGAUGGAAGAACUUAAAACUCUUCUAGCUGUGGCAAAAUUAUGUAUCAAAUCAUGGGACAAACCUUCAUAUACAAUUCCUCAGUUGUUUCGGUAUCUUCAAAAGGAGACUGAUAUUCCCCAACAUUAG
Messenger RNA from Vicia faba (fava bean), 813 nucleotides. The record is from the annotation of a GenBank genome assembly. NCBI's taxonomy places the organism in Eukaryota, Viridiplantae, Streptophyta, Magnoliopsida, Fabales, Fabaceae.